Molecule: messenger RNA, 705 nt
Organism: Diaporthe batatas
Lineage: Eukaryota; Fungi; Ascomycota; Sordariomycetes; Diaporthales; Diaporthaceae
Exons: 5
Coding region: 1-705 (234 amino acids)
Source: RefSeq, a predicted model, not a curated record
AUGAAGGCCAUCGCAUUUCUUCUGGGGUUUGUCGCUUCGGUCGCUGCUCACGGAUAUGUUGAUAAUGGAACCAUUGGUGGGACCAACUACCAGCCUCAAAGGAUCUCGCGCGCCAUCCCAGGCAACGGCCCCGUGACCGAUGUCACGCUCAUUGAUAUUCAGUGUAACGGAUAUACCGAGGGCGGUGUUGUCGGCAGCAAGCCUGCUCCCCUACAUGCAACAGCCGCUGCUGGAUCAACAUCCACGCUCUACUGGACAAUAUGGCCGGAGUCACACGUCGGACCAGUGAUCACGUACAUGGCGCGGUGCCCUGACGCAGGUUGCCAGAACUAUCAGCCAGGCACGAGUGCUGUCUGGUUCAAGAUCGCUGAGGGGGGCCGUACUGGAACCUCAAACACCUGGGCUGAUUCUUCCUUGAUGGUUGCUGGCAAUGCUGGAGUCAAGUACACCAUCCCCUCCUGCCUGAAGGCAGGUUACUACCUCGUACGCCACGAGAUCAUUGCCUUGCACUCGUCAGGUACCUAUCCAGGCGCACAAUUUUACCCAGGGUGUCAUCAGCUGCAGGUCACCGGCGGUGGAUCGACAACUCCCGGUAACCUUGUUGCCAUACCCGGUGCCUACAAGGGCAGUGAUGCGGGCAUCACAUACGACGCUUAUAAGGCGCAAGCCUACACAAUCCCCGGCCCGGCUGUUUUCAAGUGUUGA